Molecule: messenger RNA, 1110 nt
Organism: Cebus imitator (Panamanian white-faced capuchin)
Lineage: Eukaryota; Metazoa; Chordata; Mammalia; Primates; Cebidae
Gene: TREML4
Product: triggering receptor expressed on myeloid cells like 4
Exons: 7
Coding region: 1-1110 (369 amino acids)
Biological process (GO): positive regulation of toll-like receptor 7 signaling pathway
Cellular component (GO): cell surface
Molecular function (GO): signaling receptor activity
Source: RefSeq, a predicted model, not a curated record
AUGCUGCCCAUCAUCUGGGAUGGCAAGAAGGUCAGCAGCACCCACUAUUACCUGCUGCCUGAGCGACUGCCCUAUCUGAGCGCCACCAGUGCUGUCUGCAUGAGACCCAGAGCCCUGAGAAACUGGCAUUCCCUGCCUGUGACCCUGCUGCUGCCCCCAUCCAGCACCUUGGCCCCCACUGCCCCCAUUGCCCCCACUGCCACCAUUCGACUGAUACCUGAGACUGCCUCAAACCCCAAGGCCAACUUCUUCACCACCAACAGCAACCCAGGGACCCGGCGCCCAGCCCUGAGGGCCACUGCUUUGUACUACAGAAGGGCUGCCCUGGGGAUGGGCCAGAGAUGGCUGCCCCCAGCAACAGAGGAGAAGCAUGGCCGGCUGCAAGGCCUAAAGCAGCAGACACAGGGAGAAGUGCAGCGCAAGGCAGCAGAGCAGCGUGGGCAGCACGGAGGUGCCCAGGCCCAGAGACAGAGCCUAUGGCUGGUGGCUGCUGUCCAGGCCUGGAUGCCCCUCCUCCCCUGGUCCUCAGAGCCUGCCAUCCCAGGCCAAACAUUUCCCCAGCAAGGCAUUGACCUUCCUCAGUUGUGCCACCUCAGAGACACUGGGAACCUGGGCCGGAAUUCGACCCAACGUCUGACUCCCUCUUCUCAGACGGUUCCCCCUUUUCUCCUCUCCACUGUUAGAAACAGAUUUGGGCUGGCUUUGGCCUGCGGGGGUCCACACCUGCUGCUGCCGCCUGUGCUGCUGCUCCUGGCCUCAGGUUCCUGGGUAAAGGGUGCUGUGCCUGAAGAAAUUCACAGACACUCAGGACAGACUCUCUUCCUGCAAUGCCGGUACUCGCCAAAGACAGGGCCCUAUCAGCCCAAAUCCUGGUGUCAGCAGACGUCGCCAAAUACGUGUACCUUAUCCCCAACCACAUCUCCUGUGUGGACCCUCACCUGGCUCCCAACAAGCACAGUUCUGAUCACUUCUCCAGAGGGGACCUCUGACCAUCCCUCCGUCAAUGGCUCUGAGACCAGGAAAUCAAGGGCUCCCCUCUGCCUUGGCUCAGCUGGCCCCAGACUCCUGAUCUUUGUGCUGUGUGGACUCCUCCUGGCCAAGGGCCUCUGA